Molecule: messenger RNA, 5089 nt
Organism: Dromaius novaehollandiae (emu)
Lineage: Eukaryota; Metazoa; Chordata; Aves; Casuariiformes; Dromaiidae
Gene: MARK3
Product: microtubule affinity regulating kinase 3
Exons: 19
Coding region: 639-2939 (766 amino acids)
Biological process (GO): intracellular signal transduction; microtubule cytoskeleton organization; protein phosphorylation
Cellular component (GO): plasma membrane; cytoplasm
Molecular function (GO): protein serine/threonine kinase activity; ATP binding; tau-protein kinase activity
Source: RefSeq, a predicted model, not a curated record
CGGCGCUGGGGCUCAGCGCGGAGGAAGCCGGGCGGCCAUCUUGACUCGUCCGGGAGCGGCGGCGGCGGCGGCGGCGGCGCGGGGGGGGCAGGCGAGCGCGGCGCGGGCAUCCCCCCACCCCACCCCCUCCCGCGGCCCGCGGCGCGCCGGCCUUCUCGGAGCCCGGGGCGGGCCGCGACGGCAGAGCGGGCGGAGCAGGAUGCGAGCGGGGGCCCGGUGAGGCGGCGCCGCAGGGGCGAGCAGAGCCGAGCCCCGGGGCGAGCGGGCCCGCGCCAGACGCCGCCGCCCUCCGCGGCUGCCCCGCGUCAGCCGCCGCGCUCCAUGCGCAGCCCUGCCGCCCCCCCGGCGCCGAGCCCGCCGCGGCCGUAGCAUGAGCCCGGCGGGCGCCGAGGGGGAGACGCCGCUGCUUUCCCGCGGGGGGGUCUAGCCAGGGCAGGGCAGGGCACGGCAGGGGGGGGGACACCGAGGCGACGCCGCCCCCCGCCGCCCCCGUCCUUCAUGGUGGCGCUCUGCGACCACCAUCGCGGAGCAGCAGCGCAGCCGGUGCUCGCGGGGGGGCCGCGGCGGCGCCGGGGCUUUUGUGCGCGCGCGCGCGUGUGUCGCUGUGGCGGGCAGCGCUGCCGCCCGCCUGAAGGAAAAUGUCCACUCGGACUCCAUUGCCCACGGUGAACGAGCGCGACACGGAGAACGAUGUCGGCUCAUCAUUGGGGGAAGGCUUUUGCGAAAAGCACACGUCCCAUGGAGACGGACGCCAGGAAGUUUCCUCUCGAACUGGGCGCUCUGGAGCUCGUUGCAGGAAUUCUAUAGCUUCCUGUGCAGAUGAACAGCCACAUAUUGGAAAUUAUAGACUUCUUAAAACGAUCGGAAAGGGAAAUUUUGCAAAAGUGAAACUGGCAAGACACAUCCUUACUGGCAGAGAGGUUGCCAUAAAAAUAAUUGACAAAACACAGCUGAAUCCAACUAGUCUACAAAAGCUCUUUAGAGAAGUAAGAAUAAUGAAGAUUUUAAAUCAUCCAAAUAUAGUGAAAUUAUUUGAAGUCAUUGAAACUGAAAAAACUCUCUAUUUAAUAAUGGAAUAUGCAAGUGGGGGGGAGGUGUUUGACUAUCUGGUUGCACAUGGAAGAAUGAAGGAAAAGGAAGCUAGAGCUAAAUUUAGACAGAUAGUAUCUGCAGUGCAGUAUUGCCAUCAAAAGCAUAUUGUUCAUAGAGAUCUCAAGGCUGAAAAUCUAUUGCUAGAUGCAGAUAUGAACAUUAAAAUAGCAGACUUUGGUUUUAGCAAUGAAUUUACAGUUGGAAAUAAACUGGACACCUUUUGUGGCAGCCCACCAUAUGCUGCUCCAGAGCUCUUUCAAGGAAAGAAAUAUGAUGGACCUGAAGUAGAUGUUUGGAGUUUAGGUGUUAUUCUUUAUACCCUUGUGAGUGGAUCUCUUCCUUUUGAUGGACAGAACUUAAAGGAACUUAGAGAGAGAGUAUUAAGGGGAAAAUACAGGAUUCCUUUCUACAUGUCCACAGACUGUGAAAACCUCCUCAAACGUUUCCUGGUGCUAAACCCAACAAAAAGAGGCACUCUAGAGCAAAUCAUGAAGGACAGGUGGAUCAAUGCAGGGCAUGAAGAGGAUGAACUUAAACCUUUUGUUGAACCAGAAUUAGACAUCUCGGACCAGAAAAGAAUAGAUAUUAUGGUAGGAAUGGGAUAUUCUCAAGAAGAAAUUCAAGAAUCCCUUAGUAAAAUGAAGUAUGAUGAAAUCACAGCUACAUACUUACUGCUAGGAAGGAAAUCAUCGGAGUUGGAUGCAAGUGAUUCAAGCUCCAGCAGCAAUCUUUCACUUGCCAAAGUUAGGCCAAGUAGUGAUCUUAAUAAUAGCACUGGACAAUCUCCUCAUCACAAAGUUCAGAGAAGCAUAUCUUCUAGCCAGAAACAACGGCGGUACAGUGAUCACGCUGGACCAUCUAUCCCCUCAGUAGUGGCGUAUCCCAAAAGAAGCCAGACUAGUACUACAGACAGUGACCUCAAAGAAGAAGGAAUUCAGUCAAGAAAAUCUAGCAGUAGUGCUGUUGCAGGAAGAGGAAUUGCACCAGCUAGCCCAAUGCUUGGAAAUGCCAGCAAUCCAAAUAAGGCUGAUAUUCCUGAACGUAAGAAAAGUUCAGCUGUUCCUAGUAAUAAUACUGCCCCUGGAGCGAUGACACGGCGCAACACCUAUGUUUGUAGCGAAAGAACCACUGCUGACAGGCAUUCAGUAAUACAAAACGGCAAGGAGAACAGCACUAUUCCCGAUCAAAGAACUCCUGUUGCUUCAACUCACAGCAUUAGCAGCGCAACCACACCUGAUCGUAUUCGUUUCCCCAGAGGAACGGCUAGUCGGAGCACUUUCCACGGGCAGCUCAGGGAGCGGCGCACUGCUACCUACAACGGACCACCUGCCUCCCCCAGCCUGUCCCAUGAAGCCACGCCACUGUCUCAGACUCGGACCAGGGGUUCCACUAAUCUAUUUAGUAAACUAACUUCAAAACUAACAAGAAGAAACAUGUCAUUCAGGUUUAUCAAAAGGCUCCCGACUGAAUAUGAGAGGAACGGGAGAUAUGAGGGCUCAAGCCGCAAUGUAGCUGUGGAUCAGAAGGACGAAAACAAGGAAGCCAAGCCUCGUUCGCUGCGUUUUACCUGGAGCAUGAAAACCACCAGCUCCAUGGAUCCCAAUGACAUGAUGAGGGAAAUACGGAAGGUCCUGGAUGCCAAUAAUUGUGACUAUGAACAAAGAGAGCGUUUCUUGCUUUUCUGUGUCCAUGGAGAUGGGCAUGCGGAAAACCUUGUACAGUGGGAGAUGGAGGUGUGUAAACUGCCAAGACUGUCCCUGAACGGCGUUCGCUUUAAGCGGAUAUCGGGAACAUCCAUAGCUUUUAAAAACAUUGCUUCCAAAAUUGCCAAUGAAUUAAAGCUGUAACAAGAAAAAUAGUUAAGUUGUAAAUUAGUUAGCAAUUUCAAGUGUUUUUGAGAAUUCCGAUGGAAAUGUAUAGAAUAACAUUUAGGCAAUAACUUCUGCAUCCUUCUGAAUAGUGAUAUUAAAAAAAAAAAAAAGCUGCUGAGCUGGGAGGGAGAGUUGGACUUUUUUAUAAGUGCACUACAGCAUUAAAGUUGCCUACUAUGUAAAAUAUUACCCCUUCUGCUUUAUUUCCAUUGCUCCUAAGUCUUUGACAACAAAUUGAAACACAGAAUAUAUUCAUUUAAAUAUGCCUCCUGUUUGUGUGGACGUGUGAAUGUACAGUAUGUGUGUAUAAUAUAUAAAGUAUUAUAUGUAAACAAUUCAUUUACAACAUCGAGCUGUACCAGUACCUCUUUUUGGGCUAAUUUUGGUGCUAAAAAUUGAAGUGGCCAAGGAGGAAACACUUGAGUUAAUAUUUAAAAUAACUGAAGAGAUAACCAGUAAACGCAGGUUUACAGUUCACUGCUGUGUUAAGAAAAAAGUGUGUGAAGGGUUUGGAUUUACGGUUGUGAACAUUAUUAGUCCUGUUUUCUAAGUAGAUCUCAUGAGAUUAUUAAAAAUUCACUUUUACUGAGUAAGUCUUGCAUUAUAUUUUGCCCACCUAUUUAUUAUUUAAGUCUGAAUCACAUUUUUAAAAUGUAGUUGAUUUGUGCAUUAAAAUUUGGGUAAAUGCUUCCAUUCUUUUGCUUCUGCUAAACUACUAAGAUUGUAUCUUGUCCUUUUGGCUUAUGAGUAUUGAUUGCAGUUAAGAACACUCUUGUGUUUCUCCACAAUUCCUCUCCAGAUUAAUGCAGUCUAAUAGGAUUUGCUGAAUGCUGACCAGUGACUUUUUCUCUCAGACCAAGUUCUCCGUGUUAGACUAGGUCAAACUGAUGCAAAGGACACAAGGACUUUCAAAUAAUGACCGUACUUUGAUGUGAUUCGCCAUCUGAGGUGAUGCUGUUCUGAAGUACUGCUGCGAGUGUGGCAGUACUUCCCUUUGAAUUCCGGGUGUGUGCACUGUUGAAACCCAAAAGUGGGAAUUUAAUUGGCUACUGAUCACUUCUGGUAUAACAUCCAACUUGCUAAACUACAGCUAUAGGCGGUAGCAAUUAAAACUUCCCUUGCAGCUCUCUUCCAGCGUGCUUCCACUUGGCUUUGGAUAUAUUGCUUUUGAUGGCUUUAUGCCAAUUGUGUCUUUAGCUCCUGCUGAGGAGGGAGCCCGUCAUGGCUCUUAGCAUACAGUGUGGAAACCUGCCCUCGAUGAACUCCCUGAUGGCCAGCUAGCUUUCUGUAGGACACCAAGCUGCUGUCAGAUGGUCCCCACUUUUAACCAUCACUGUGCUGAGCUGGAUUUGAUCCUGCAAACUAGAAUCAAGAGAUUUCUUCAUGCAUUGUUUCCUACUGAUACUCAGUUUAUUUCAUCAAGGACUUCUGUAGAUAAUAUAUGCAUUAUCUACUUGAUUUUUUUGUAUUAAUCAGUGUUUUAUGGUUAUAUUUCAGUGAAGCACUUAAGCAUGUACUGAACAUGUGCUUUAAACUGGAGCCUAAAUUUGCAUUUUAAAUCUGCAGUGAGCUAAUAGUUAUUCAUAGUACACAGUUCAGGUUUGACCCAAAGUGCAGAUGCAAAAUCCUCAAUAUUUUGCAAGUUAGUUUUUUGUGAUCUGUAGUCUGUGAAGGCAGCAGACUUCCCCCUCUUUCCCUGAGCAUUGAUAUUGAUUAUGCUAGUUAAAGAGUAACUGUAGUUGUUAAAUGUAGUAGAUAUUCCUGAAUUUGCAUUUUAUUCUCUGUAUAUUCUGUAUCAUGCCAUGGCUUUAGAGCUCCAGGCACUGCUGGGGUUUGGUUGGCUUUCAGUGCUCUGCCCGUGCCUGUGCUGCUCAGUAUGUUUUUUUUCCAUGAAAACUCCAUUUUGUAAUAGCAAUAAGACAUUUCAGGGCAGUCAUUGUACUUCUCAGGUGAAUAGUCACCUAUCCUUUCACUUCCUACAUCUUAAGCACUCCUCCAAAUGUAUUUUUUUCACCCAGCAGUGCACUUCAUCGUCUGAACUGAAAGUGUUCUGAUAAAUGAUGUAAAUCUGUAUUCAAUGGAAGUUCCAAAAGGUUUCAUAUUAAAUGUUUUCUGAAAUAACUCUA